AUGGUUGGCGCAUGUAACAACAAAGGAGCAGGAGCAAUUACUCUCAUUCUCUGUACCGCAGGCCAUUAUUGGUCUAGUCAUCCGUCUCUACAUACUCGUGCUCCCCAUCAUGGGAGUUUGGGGGCUUCAAAUGUCAUUGAAACCCUCUCUGAGAUGUUUGUUGGUAUCAUUUGUGCCUGUAUGCCAGCAGCAGCAUAUUCUGCGCGCCAGAAGGAUUCCAUUUGGCAAAAGCUCCUCAAGGCCACGUCGCAUAUUUUCACCUUGAUCGGAUCAACCCUUCAGGGUUCAAAAUGCGCAAUGAAUCAAACUUCACGGUCUCAAGUUACAGAGAAUUUUCCAGAACCAGAUCCCUUAAAAUCGACAGAUCGGAAAUAUGCACAAUACUUCAACCUUGAGGAUAUCGCCAAUAAUACCACAGCGAAAACAGCUAUUAGCGGUUCUUUUACAAGUUUUGACAAUGAAACGAAAGUAAUUCAACGCCAAUUUGAUGUUGAUAUUGAAAGAAACUGA
This is a messenger RNA of Glarea lozoyensis ATCC 20868, 510 nucleotides long. RefSeq lists its product as uncharacterized. Bases 1 to 510 code for a protein of 169 amino acids. The record is from RefSeq and is a predicted model, not a curated record. Lineage: Eukaryota; Fungi; Ascomycota; Leotiomycetes; Helotiales; Helotiaceae. The transcript has 2 exons.